Procambarus clarkii (red swamp crayfish) is the source of this 3658-nucleotide messenger RNA. The record is from RefSeq and is a predicted model, not a curated record. Lineage: Eukaryota; Metazoa; Arthropoda; Malacostraca; Decapoda; Cambaridae.
GAUGAGCACUCCUUAUUACAAUCUAUUAACCAAGUAGAUACGUCGCUCCCGAGACCCGUGAAGGGCGGCAGGCGUACUGGCUGGUGGUGUCCCGUCGGCUCCACAACACCCUACUGAAGAAAAUUUGGAUUAAACUCAGCUGUAUCAUAGUCGAGUGUGUUGAGGAUCAGUGAAGCAGCUCUGUACUCUGACACAAGAGGCUCACUAUACCACAUCUUCAAGAUGGCUGAGACAGUCUGCUCUGCCCCGGUGGACGUAAACAAUGCAAGUGGUAUCGGUCUUCGCUGGAAUAUUAAGGAUCUGGAAAUAAGGACCAGAUCACUUGAGAAGGCGCUGGAGCCCCUCGUUAUACAGGUAACCACACUUGUCAACACGAAGGGACCGUCAAAGAAGAAGAAAGGCAGGAGUAAGCGAGCCCAUGUGUUGGUGGCGGCUGUUGAGGCAGCCACGACUAACUUUAUCAAGGGAGGAGAAGAAAUAGCAGAAGAGAACCCUCCUAUUAGGGACGAAAUGCUCGCUGCUGUCGAUGAAGUUAAAAAAGCAGGGAGCAGCAUGUCAGGCGCUGCCCGGCAGUUUGCUGAAGACCCGUGUGCCAGUGUCAAGCGGGCCAACAUGGCCCAGGCCGCCAGGACUCUCCUCUCUGCUGUUACUCGCCUUCUGAUCUUGGCUGACAUGGUGGAUGUUCAUCUUCUUUUGAACAGUGUGCAUGUGGUAGAGGUUGAUAUAGAAAAUAUGAAGCAUGCAUCAAGCCAAUCACAGCUUCUAGAUAACUUCCAUUUGUUUGAUAAAAGCACAAAGGAGCUGCUGCAGCUCGCAGCCAGGCGUCAGCAUGAGCUUAAGGAUCCAAGACUUCGUGACGAAUUGGCCUCAGCACGAGCAAUAUUGAAAAGAAACUCCACCAUGCUUCUCACUGCUUCCAAGGCAUAUGUCAGACAUCCCGAGCUGGCAGCAGUCAAAGCCAAUCGAGACUUUGUGUUGAAACAAAUGUGUGAAGCUGUGAACACUAUCAGCGAUGUUGUGCAGGACAAGGCUACAGCAGCACAUCAGGCACCCGGUGAACGUUCCGGAGGACUUGCCUCGGCUCUUGAUGACUUUGAUGGACUCCUGAGUGUGGACCCACUGACGUAUACUGAGGUUAGCACACGACUGUCUCUGGAAGAAUGUUUAGAGUCCAUUAUGAGUGAAGCGGCGCUGAUGGCUGACUCCUGUACACGAGAUGAUCGCCACCACAAGAUCGUGAAGGAAUGUGAUGCAGUGAGACAAGCACUACAAGAUCUUCUUAAUGAAUACAUGGACAAUAUGGGUUGCAAGGAGCCCUCAGACGAUUUGAAUAAAGCUGUUGACCUGGUGGGUCGCAAGACAAAGGAUUUGCGGCGUCAGCUGCGUAAAGCUGUUGUUGAUCAUGUGUCAGACAGCUUCCUAGAGACAACUGGACCACUUCUCGCCCUGGUGGAAGCUGCGAGGAAUGGUGAUGAGGAGGAAGUAGAAGAAUGUGCCAAGGUGUUUUCUGUGCAUGCUAAUAAGUUAGUGGAAGUGGCCAACCUGGCAUGCACAAUGUCCACCAAUGAAGAUGGUGUGAAGAUGGUCAGAUACAGCGCCACCCAGACUCAACUGCUCUACCCGCAAGUUAUUAAUGCUGCCACCAUCCUCUCAGCUAGACCUAAAUCUAAGGUAACACAAGAGAACAUGGAGGCCUUCAAGGACGCUUGGGAAAACCAAGUUCGCAUCUUAAUUGAUUCAGUUGAUGACAUAACAACGAUCGAUGAUUUCCUAGCAGUUUCAGAGAGUCACAUACUGGAGGAUGUGAGGAUGUGUGUACGAGCAAUCAAUGACGGAGAUCCAGAAACUCUUGAUCGCAUAGCAGGAGCGAUCAGUGGGCGCUCAGCGCGUGUCUGUCAUGUUGUUGCUUCAGAAAUGGAUAAUUAUGAGCCCUGCAUGUACACUGAGCGAGUGUCUGAGGCUGUGAAAGUAUUGCGAGACCAGGUGCUGCCCAACUUCGCCCAACGUGUGGACGUGACUUUGGAAGCUUUAGGCAACACAACAGAUAAAGAGGUGGAUGAAAAUGAGUUCAUAGAUGCAUCACACCUGGUGUACGAUGGGGUGAGAGACAUCCGCAUGGCUGUGCUGAUGAACAAAACUGCUGAUGAGGUUGAUAUGGAUGAUGAUCUUGUCGACCACUACAACACUCUUGAUGAUCUGACGUCAUCGAGUAGUCACACAGGAGACAUAAGUGGUCCAGCAGUAGAAGCAAGUGGUCCAACAGUAGAAGCAAGUGGUCCUGCAGUAAAUGUCAGUAUUGAUGAGUACCCGGGUGUGAGAGGCGUCACCACAGCCAGGGACGCCAUGAGGAACCUCAGUGAAGAAGACAAGAACAAAAUUGCUGCGCAGGUUGAAAACUUCCGCUUGGAGAAGGUGAAGUUUGACCAGGAAGUUGCUAAAUGGGAUGACACUGGCAAUGACGUAAUUGCCUUAGCAAAAUAUAUGUGCAGGAUCAUGAUGGAGAUGACUGACUUUACAAGAGGUCGUGGUCCCCUGAAAACUACCAUGGAUGUUAUUCAUGCCGCAAAGAAAAUCUCUGAAGCAGGAACCAAGCUGGAUAAGCUGUCUAAAGAGAUCGCUGAUCAGUGUCCAGAGUCAAGAACUAAGGAUGACAUGCUGGCUUAUCUGGACCGUAUUGCUCUAUAUUGCCACCAGAUGAACAUCACCUCCAAGGUCAAGGCAGAUGUGCAAAAUAUCUCUGGUGAACUCAUUGUAUCUGGGUUGGAUUCUGCCACAUCAUUAAUUCAAGCAGCCAAGAAUCUGAUGAAUGCUGUGGUGUUGACAGUGAAGUGUUCGUAUGUAGCUUCAACCAAGUAUACCCGCCAGGGAACCAUUGCUUCCCCCAUUGUUGUUUGGAAGAUGAAGGCUCCUGAGAAGAAGCCAUUAGUGCGACAAGAGAUAACAGAGUUGAAAGCUGCAGUCCGUAAAGGCAGUCAGAAGAAGCAUGUCUCUGCCUUCAAAGUUCUUGGAGAGUUUCAAAGUCCAACAGAUGCAAUUUAGAGCAUCUUUUUUUAUCUAUAGAUUUUUUAACUUUUAAGUGUGGAUUGUAAAUUGUCUGAGAAAUUAAAUUUAAAGCUGGUGCAAGGCCCCCCUCCAGUGUCACCUUGUUGAUAUGAGGGGGCACACGUACAACUCCCUGGAGUCGGUGAGGGUUGCUGUAUCUCCUCCUCCUAUCCCUUUCCAAGCAUUGUACAUGCUAAGGUACACACCCAUAGGGAUCUUGUUUGGGUCAACAGACCACCCACUGGAGGGGCCCACCCAUGAGGGGUGGUUAGGUAUCCAGGCUGGGGCGAAAGGAAGAAAGAGGUCUUUGCACCUAUGUGGGAGAAUGUACAAUGCAGUAGGACGCCUUUUGUUAAAAAAGAGGGAGCACCAUUUGGAACGACGCACCCCCUUCCUGCACUGGCCAAUGCUCGGCCUCCCUAGCUACCCUGUUAAGUGGUAGCCCUUGGCUCCGAGACCCAAACUUUUCAAAUUAAAGCUGAAUGGACACCAAACUGACUUCUCUAUACAGGCUUGUGAGGUAUGUGACCAGGAUCCCCCCCUUCCCUCUUUCCCAGUUGGUUGGUGAUGGAAGAUCGGGCUACAUUCAGCCCAUACCAGGCUCCUUUGUUGUUGA